Apis florea (little honeybee) is the source of this 6584-nucleotide messenger RNA. Its product is annotated as mutS protein homolog 5-like. Gene Ontology annotation, molecular function: ATP binding; mismatched DNA binding; ATP-dependent DNA damage sensor activity. Gene Ontology annotation, biological process: chiasma assembly; mismatch repair. The record is from RefSeq and is a predicted model, not a curated record. Gene Ontology annotation, cellular component: nucleus. Lineage: Eukaryota; Metazoa; Arthropoda; Insecta; Hymenoptera; Apidae.
UUAAUUCGAAUGUUUGGUGGAAAAAAGUGGCAAAACGUUAAAUGGCAACACCUACUAGAUGGAACGAAGAAACAAUCACAUGACACACUCGAAUAGAAGCUACGUUGAAAGGAAUGCAGCAAGGAAAAAGAUACGAAGGAAGAAGAUGGAGGAUCGGUCGAGAUAUCAUCCGUAGUGAUCGGGCAGGCUCGCGUCAAGAUGGGCAACAAUGGAAGCAGCUCGAACAGGGAUCAACAGGUCGGAUCCGUGUGCUCGAACGGGGUGGCGAACGUGGACGGAACGAACGGCCAUCACGGAUGGUCCCAAUCGUUCCCUCGAGAGUUGACGAGACACAGGUCGCAGCCGAGCGCCGCGCGGAAAGUUCUUCCCGAGCCGCCGGGUCAAAGGCUGCGCGCGACCGACAACGGGAGCAUCAUACACAACGGUGGAACGAUUAGCGGCCGCAGACCGCCGACCUUCGCCUCGUCCCGCGAUCUCGCCAAGCGCAACGAUCAUCCGCCUCCGUCGUUCCUUCGAGAGAGGAGCGGCUCCGCCUCGAACCUCGUCCGACCCUGCUCCAGACGAAUCGACCGCCACUAUUAUCGAUCGAGUCGCGACCACUCGAUCGACGCGAGCGCGGCCACCCUCGACCCGAAGAGGUUCGGCAGCGAGCCCGAUCUUCGCUCCACACCCGACCUCGUCGAGGCCUCCACGAUGGAAAGAGCAGCAGCCGUGGAAGCGGAAGCGUCGCGCCACCACCGCUACCACGGCAAAGAGUCGAGGGAACGGCUCGCGGAGAGCGCAUGCUCCAAGGCUAGGAAAAAGUAUAAAGCUCCCGCUCCGCCCGCCUCCCCCCGUCUCCGCGCCAACUCCUCGCCCGCGGCCGAAAACUCUCGCCCCCCGAGCCGAAACCUCGACCCACGCCUCUCUGCCCACUCCCGAGCCGAGCAUCGACCGCGCGACGACCAAUCGACGAAUCGGACCAAAGUCGAACCACCGCCCCGAAGAUCUCGAUUGUUCAAGACCCGUGCCGAAUCGAAGAGGGCGCAGAUCGGUUGGCAGUUAUCGCCCGCCGACACGCGCGACCUCACCUCGAUGAACGGCGGCUCGCGUUCCGACAACGAGCUCGCCGCGACCGAGGCGAGCGUCGAGCGCGACCACCGUCGUAUUCCGCCCCGACGCUCCCACCUCGCCGAGCAUCAUCACCACCACGGGAAGGGCAACACGCUUCAAAGAAGCGUCAGCAAUCCGGAAUUCCAAGCCGAGUUGAUUCGAGUCGCUAAAAAGGUGCGCGACAAGUUGGACUCGAGCGGGAAAUUGACGGACGGGUCGAUCCGCGACACCCGAUACGAUCGAAAACUGCCCGCUUCUCGGCCGAGCGGUAAUAAUCGGCGUAGUAACCAGAACGAACGCGGCAAGGAGGAUCGGGAGGGCGGGGAGGAGGCAUGCGCGCAGGGGCCAAGGUCGAGGGAUCGUUUCGCGAGACGCGAGAUGGAAUCGCAACGGGAUCAAUUUCGGGACGAGAACUCGGAUUCUGACGGUUCGAAGCUCGCCACGGUCGAUCGAUCGCGAGAAGGACGAUUUGCCUCCAUCACAGCGCAACCCGUAACGCCAAAAACUACUUUCUACUUCGGCAUGAACGAACGUUUCCUGGGCGAAUCGCGCAACGACGAGGACCGCGAUCGUGGAGACGGCAGAGCUUCCAUGGACGGGAUUCUCGACGACGCGGACGAGGACGAGAAAAACGUCGUGGAGAAUAUUUCGUUGAAGUUGCGGCCAACCCUGCCGAAAAAACAAUUGGAAAUCCCGCGAUUCUCGCCAUCCGCUGCCUGGAGAUUGCUUUCUACGUUGGAAACUCCGGGUCCGAGCAUGAGCACUGCCAGCGAAGAAAUGCCGGUGAUGUUCGAGGAACGGAUAGAACGACUCUCGAGGCCGCCCCCGCUUUUCCCACUCUCGUUGGGAGCUCGAAGCUGGCACGACAAGUCCGGUGAUUCCGGGAUAUCGGGGGAUGCCGGGGCCGGUAACGAAGACUCUUUCGACGUGAGCACGAUCAACAGAGCUAAGACCACGGUGACCAGGCCGACUUGGACCCCGCAGCAGGAUUUGGGAGAGGAAUCGAGCAGCGACGCAGGCGUCGAUUCCCCCCCACCCCUAUCCGCACCCAUGAAGUAUCGUUCCCCGCGGGGUCACGUGUUCUCCCUCUCGUUGCCCAGGGACGAAGCGAGGGCCUCGAUGUGCCUCUGCCCGCCCGAGACAAAGACCAGGGACGCGUUCGCCUUCAACUCCCUUCAAAAAUUGAAACGAUCCGUGUCCGGGGCGCUGGGGAUCGGAUCGCACGAUCACACCGCCCACAGGAAAUAUAACAACACUCUCGACGACAAUUGGCUCUUGUCCACCAGCGCGCCCACCUCCCUCCAACACUCUCGUCUUCGCCUCGAAACCGCGCCAAUCUCUCCCACCGUUUGUCGCCCCUUCCCCCAUCGCCGCGUUCCGGCCGCGUGCCCGUGCGACAGCGAGAACGAAGACAACGACGGCGACGAAGACGACGAUGACGACGAGGAGGACGAGGACGAGGACGAGGACGACGAAGACGAGGAGGAUGAAGACGAGGAGGACGACGAGAAUGUCGCGCGCGAUCGUGAGUCGUCGAAGAAGAGGCGAGACGACGAAGACGAAGCGCGAUCGAACGGCGACAAAGCGAAGGAAAACGACUUCCCGGUAAUCAUGAAACCUCCGUCGUUCUCGUACUUGACACCCGGCGGCCACGUUAUGUAUCUACCGGAAACGAACGAAACGGAACAUCGAGUGCAAAAUUUGAACGGUAGAAAGAUCGGGGAAGAAGGUGGCGUAACGAGGCGGAAAUUAAAUAACGGGGAAUCGAUGGAACGCGAGAUUGCCGCCUCUUUCCGAUUGAGCUCGUGCAAGGAGUGCAAGGAUAAGGACGGUUGCGAAGAGGCGAAGAGGCGUAAGGAGAAGCGCAGGGACGAGAUCGAGGAUGUUUCGAAUCGACGACGCGAGGUGGAUAAAAGUUUGAAGAAUCAUCGUGUCGACGAGAAUGGUUGCAGGGAACGGAACGAGUUCUCCACUUGUCCCGAACCACCGAAACAAAGGAGAACGUUCUCGCCGUCAUCUACCAACGAUAAUCCUUCCCCGCGGGUCCCAUGGGUCUGCGACGCGAAUGAAACGAAGUCGCAACGGAAGAGUAAUUCGCGGGGGAAAAGAUUCACGUUUCAGUCGACGGUGAGGCAGAUAGAGAGGCGGCGAUUGGCGGAAAAAUUGUCGAGGGAGGCCGAGGCGAAGGAGCGUCAAAGGAAGGGUGAACUGGAGGCGAUGCGAAAAGUGGAGGAAGAGUUUCAACGGAAACGCGCGAAGGAGAAGGCGAGUAUCAGACAACAGUUGCGCCUGUUCAAAGAAAUGGAAGAGAAUUUCAACAGCUUGCCAACCCCGCCGGAUUGGGACGGUUCGCAGUUGUCUCGCGCGGAUCCGGACGGCGCGCCUUCCUCCACCGCAUCUUCCCCCACUUCGUUGCCGAACGGGAAUCCGCCGAUAAUCACGAGCACCGGUAAACGCGGUGACACGGCAGAACUGGCCAAGCAACCUCGUCCCGAUUCCAAAGGCUAUCGUCCAAAGUAUUACGAUUGGCCACCGGAUACCGCCAAUCAUUCGGAUCACAAGCAAACCACCGUUCAUCCCAAGAUCGUUUGCGAUAUUCCCAAAAGCUCGCCCGUUUUCGUCCACGCGAAUCUUCAUUCCGGCAAGCCACCUGUCGUGUCCAAUUCCACUCCAAAGUCGGAUAAUUAUAGGAAAGAUUUCGCGCACGGUACAAUGGUAACUAGAACUUCUUUCGCGAGUAGCGAUAGCGAACUUUCGCAACCAAACACGAGGCCGCACUCCAGGGAGAACGGGAUCAAGAUAAAAUCUCAUCGGCCUAGCCAGACAAGCGUGGAACGAAGACGAACAACAACGAACGAACGUUGAACGAACAGGUCCACCAGUCCUGCACGAAGCGCGGACGUAGCGACAUCUAAGGAAGAUUUGUCCCAGCUGAUCGAACCAACCGAACAUCCGAAGAAUCCUACUGCGCAUCAAUUUACACCGAUAAGUGGAUUACAACCGUUCACGAAACGAAAAACGUAUAGGCCAAUUUUUUACAAUCCUUGUCCAACUCCACCCAUUCCGACGAUGAUUUGGAACAACAAUCGUCUUGGCGCCGCUUAUUACAAUGUCGUUACAUCCGAAUUAUUCGUGCUGGAAGAUACGAUAGACGACUUUGAACGUUUUGAUGUGACAAAAGCGCUAUACAAACAAUGUUUACCACGUUAUUUGCUCGUGAACGGUGCUGCGCCAUCUUCUUUCACGAACGUGAUCAAACAAAUUUUAAUGGCGCAAACAAUGAACGAAGAAUCGAAUUCGUUCGAAAGCGUACAUAACACCGUGUUGAAAAUGACCUGUAAAAAGGAACAUAAUUACGAACGAUGCUCCCACAGAGUGAGAUGUCUUCGCGUCGAAUCAGAACCGAAAAACGCGAACAGCAUGGACAGAUUGACUUUCUUAAACAGUAUAUUGAAUUUCAAGUGCUGCGCAAUGAUUCACGCUUUGGGUUCGCUUUUGUUAUUCCUCGACAAACACUGGAAUAAUAUCGCUCUAGAUCCUUCUGGAAGAGCGUCCUUCGUAUCUUUGAAUUACAUCAACCUUCGAGACUUAGUCACGAUGGACGAAGAUAGUUAUAAAGCAUUGAACAUCGUUCAAGCAAGGGAUCACCCGAGUCUCUUCAAAUUUGGCGAAACGAUCACGACGAUGAAAGGGGUUAGUCUGUUCUCGCUGCUUAACCGUUAUUGCCAUUCAAGACCAGGUGUUCAAUUUCUAUGGAAGACACUGCAUCACCCGACACGAAACAUCACGAUGCUCGAGCAACGACUAAACGUGAUCGAAUUUUUCCUGGAUCUCGACAAUCAAAGCGUCGUUGAAAAUUUAACCUCCUGCUUGCGUCACGUGUACCGCUUGACCAACACUGUGCUGAUCUGUUGUUCCGGACCUCAAGCAAAGCCAUCCAAUUGGUAUAAAUUGUACAAGACUAUCUCCCACGUAAUUUGUAUAGCUGACAUUUGCGAGGAACACGCUGAAAGAAUAGAGCUGUUCAAACGAAUCGCCGAAAGUGUCACGAUCGAGGUACAAUAUGUCAAAUACUUUAUCGAGUAUAUAGUGGAUUUUGGUGAGAGCAGACGAGAAAGGAAGCUCGUGGUUAAACCGAACGUCGAUCCUUUGUUGGACGAACUGAACCACGUUCGACACACUUUGCCCGAACUGCUCACGCAAAUGGCGGAAAAAGAUAUGCGGGAACAUCUUCCACGUUCCGUAACCGGUUGCAAUAUGUUGUAUCUACCAAACAUUGGCUACGUAUUGGCGAUAAACGAAUGGGAUCCGACUCCACCCGGGGACGUUACUUUUCCAAAUUUGGAAUUCAAAUUCAGCAUCAAUCGGGUGCAUUAUUACAAAAGUCCUUCGGCGAAAGAGCUAGACGAGACCGUGGGUGACAUUAUAUUGAAAAUAGCCGUUCGACAGAAUCACAUCGUGCAAAAGUUGAUACGUUAUGUGAAGAAACACAUGGGAAUGAUUUUAAACUCGAUCCAACUCUGUGCCGAGUUAGACACUUUACUGGCGUUCUACAAAGUGGCGCGUGAUUAUAAUUACACGAAGCCAAACGUAACAGAGUCGAAGAUCAUAGACGUGGUCGAAGGACGACACCCGUUGAUGGAAUGUGCGACCACGUUCGUGCCGAACGAUAUACGUUCCGGGAAUGGAAGGAGUUUGAUCAAAGUUAUAACAGGGCCAAAUUCUUGUGGCAAGAGUGUAUAUCUAAAGCAGAUUGGCCUUAUAGUGUUCAUGGCUCACAUAGGUUGUUACGUUCCUGCAAGAUCCGCGACUAUAGGCACGGUUUCUCGUAUCUUGACUCAAAUGUCGAACACGGAAAGUAUCGGGUUGAACGCGAGCUCGUUUCUACAGAAUCUUCGACAGAUCAACGUGGCUCUACACGCAUCCACCUCGGAUUCAAUCGUGAUAACGGACGAACUGGAUAGAGGAACGUCCGAAAUGAGUGGAUUAUCGUUGGUAGCGGCUAUACUGAACACAUUCGCUGAAAGAGAUUCGGAUUGUCCUCACGUAUUUGCCGCGACGCAUGCGUAUGGCGUACUUGCACUACUUCCCCAAAUUUCUUUAAUUGAAAUUCAAACAUUUGAAUACACGAUCGACGAAGAUGAAUCGUUGGCGUUCCUUUACCGAUUGAUUAAUGGUAGCACAACACGCAGUUUCGCGCAUUACGUGGCGAGACUCGCGGAAUUGGACGAAGACAUCGUUAAACGAGGAUUAGAGAUAUUUGAAAAGAUGAAACGACACGAAUUACCAUCCAGUAUAUAUAAUCAUCACGAUAAGUUGAAAAGAAUCGCCGAGCGGCUCGAAACAUGGAAAGAUUUGAAUUUGAACGAAUUGAAAACGUUAGUUCGACAAGCCGUGUUUCCACAAUAAUUCGAAGUGAUUAAAGUAUCGAAAGAUCAUACGUUGUGUAUUACGUUUAUUAUAUAAAACGAUAAAUGGUCGAUUCAAAAAAA